ACAGUGAGCAGUCAGAAUUCACCAGCUGAUCGCAAGUUGCUCAAGAAGGAAGUCCACUUUCAUUCAUUUCUGAUAUUAAUAACGUUCAAAACACCCACAAUCAUGGCUACAGAGGGUGUAAAAGGCAAAAAAGUAAUAAAACUCGGAGACAUGAUGGCCAACUUGCCCAAAUUAGACGAGUUCCAGAUGAAAAUAUUGGUGGCGGUUUUGGUCGGCCUCCUCACACUGUACAUUCUCUUCCGACUCUUCCGGUCAGGCAGCAAGCGCCGUGGUGUGCUCCUGAUGGGGCUCUGUGAAUCUGGCAAGACACAGCUCUUCUCACGGAUUUGCCAUGGGGCUGAUGUCACCACAGUCACUUCCAUGAAGCCCUCUAAUGCAGAAUACAAAGUUGGCAAGAAAUCUUUGACUAUAUACGACGUACCAGGUCACGAACGCAUACGCUAUGCUGCCUUUGAGAAAAUCAAGAAUGUCACUGGAGGUAUAGUCUUCCUGGUGGAUUCAGCAACUAUUCAGAAAGAUGUCAGGGAUGCAGCUGAAUUCCUUUACAGUGUACUGUGUGAUGAAACCAUUCAAAAUGGUCAUCCAAGGAUUCUAGUGGUUUGUAACAAGCAGGACCUUCCUCUGGCCCGUUCUGCCCAGCUCAUCUGCAAGAUGAUGGAGAAGGAAAUGAACCUCCUGCGAGAGACACGCUCCAGCCAGCUGCAGUCGACCAGCGGCACAGGAAACAAUAACAGCUUCCUUGGGCAUCCUGGUCAAGACUUUGAGUUUGGACACCUAGGAGGCAUCAAGGUGGACUUUGUGGAGGCUGUAACAAAAGAAGGGGAGAAAAUUGAUCCUGUUACAUCUUGGUUAGAGAGAUUGGCAUAAGAGGUAACAUGCUGCACAUGAUGUGGAUGGUGUAAUGCCCUCAUACCAAGUUGUGCCAUGUGUUGGAGAGGCUGAUGAGAUCUUCAGACUGACUGUGAUCCUGACUGCUGUCAGUAGAAACUCCUUUUGAGAUUCAAGAAAUAUAGGACAGUCAGAAUAUCACAUGACUGCAAGAAAUUCUGAAUUGAGAAUGUAGAAUUGAGCCACUGCAAAUCAUUUAUCCAAGUCAGAUUUUUUGAUUCUCAUUAUACACAGAAUGCUAGAGAAAUGUUUGUUUAUUUAUCAACUGUGCUCUAGAAAAAAAAGUUUUUUUUUCUGCUGGCAUAUUUACCUUGAAAUACUUUUGUGAAUAAGUAGAUAAGGUCAACAGUUUGUCAUAUAUUUGUUAUUUCUUCCUGUUUAACAUUAAAAAGAAAAUAAAUAAUUUGUGUUUGAGUUUAUUAUUAUUACUUUAUUUAUUGAUUGACUUGAGAACAGAUAGUAGUAGUUUGACUUAAAAUAAACAGCAUAUUGUUGUUAGCUUUUUAUGUAGUUUAUGUAAUCAGUACAUAUGUACAAUAAUCAGUUUUAGGAAAUUAUUUUCUUUGAUGAGAGUUUGGUACUUGGUACAACAAUUGAUUUUUGUAUUACUGAAGACAAGAAUAAAAUAACCAAUUGAUGCUUGGUUUACAGACCUUGAAGAAAUGUUCUAUGAUUUAAAUGAUUUUAUUGAGUACUUAUCUACAUUUUGCUGUUAUUAUUUAUACAUAUUAUGAUUAAGGAAGGGUUGUUUUCCUCUAAGAAUGUCAUCUUACUCAUUUUCCUGCUUCUGCUCUUGCUCCCCUUCCUCUUUCCUCCUCAGCCUCCUGGAAAUUCAUAAGCAGCCCAACCAAUAUUAAUAUUCCUACUUUUUCUUCCUCUUCCUCCUCCUUGUCUCCCUCGUCCUCCUGUUUUUGUGUUUUUCUCUUCCUCUUUUCAUGCAUUUUUUUCUGACUUGCUUUGUUUGUGCAUUUUGUAAGGUAUGUAUACGGUACAAUAUGACAAUGGAUUCAUACAUUUUUUUUAAGAAUUGAUAUGUGAAUCUCGCUAACUCUUCAAGGGAAUCUGAAUUACAGGCGGUGUUUAUUUUUCAUAAUAAAUAUAAAACAAAA
Molecule: messenger RNA, 1997 nt
Organism: Penaeus chinensis
Lineage: Eukaryota; Metazoa; Arthropoda; Malacostraca; Decapoda; Penaeidae
Gene: SrpRbeta
Product: signal recognition particle receptor subunit beta-like
Exons: 5
Coding region: 103-867 (254 amino acids)
Biological process (GO): intracellular protein transport; vesicle-mediated transport
Cellular component (GO): plasma membrane; cytoplasm
Molecular function (GO): GTP binding
Source: RefSeq, a predicted model, not a curated record